Molecule: messenger RNA, 2594 nt
Organism: Coregonus clupeaformis (lake whitefish)
Lineage: Eukaryota; Metazoa; Chordata; Actinopteri; Salmoniformes; Salmonidae
Product: mothers against decapentaplegic homolog 7-like
Exons: 4
Coding region: 1072-2205 (377 amino acids)
Biological process (GO): transforming growth factor beta receptor signaling pathway; anatomical structure morphogenesis; BMP signaling pathway
Cellular component (GO): heteromeric SMAD protein complex
Molecular function (GO): I-SMAD binding; transcription regulator inhibitor activity
Source: RefSeq, a predicted model, not a curated record
AAGAGAGAGAGAGCAAGAGAAGGCAAGGGCACUUAAACUAUUCGCGUCAUUCGCUGACGUUUUCUGAAGAUCUCAUCAGUUCUUUGUCGCCACUCAAAUCGCUUUAUUCCUCAGACUACGGAAACUUCAUUCAAUAAGUGGCUGGAUUAAUUUAUAAAGGGAUAUUUCGACAUAUAAUUCUGGUAAAACGGACCGUAGCCGAGGGCUCUGUGCAACUGCUCUACUAAGGCAGAUUUCUGUCUGGCACUAAAGCGGCUCCAGUUUUGGAUUUGCUACCUAGUUUUGGAUCUGUUUAGGGGAUCCUUUCGUCCUCUCGUAACGUCUAAAUCUAUAUUGAAGAUCACAUCAUGUGCAGACAGACAUGAUAUUUAGAAGAUAAGGGAUAAAACGUAGACAACAGCCUUUGUUAAAGCCUUUUUGCAGUCGGAUCAAGGAUUGUGUGGAUAUUUUUUUUUUUUCUCUAAAGAAAACGGGACAGCUUCGUUUUUUUCCUCAUGAAUAUAUAGCCUAAUUCUAGGAUUUAACUAGGCUAUUUACUGCCUCCAAAUUCCACAGAAAACCAACUCAUAACCAUAAGCGUAAAAUAUAAUAUGUUACAAUGUUUAUCUUUCUACAUAGGCUACUGAAGGAACGGAACGAAUGUAGCAUUUAAUGUUCACUGUAGUACAACGUUUUAACAUUUUCUCUAUGCUGCUAUAUUAUAUAUGUGUUCUAUAUGCUCAACAUUCUUACAUUGACAAAGGUUUAUAUUUCGAUAUAGCUACAUAUUAGUCGGACCAUUAUAGGUUUAUAAUUCCGUUAAGGUGAUGGUUCAUUUAUCCUUACAGGGAAGGUUACUAUCACGACAGGAGCCUUGAUUUUUUGUUGUUGCGGGUUUUUAUUUUAUUUAUUUUUAUUUUUUAUUAUUAAAGACUGGCGUAUGCUACAGAUUUUAUUUGCUUCUCAAACUCCCAGUUUCUCCAUAAUAUUAUCUCAGGCUGCUUGUCGUUGCCUGUACACGGAUCCCGGAAUCUUCAUGAUUUGCGUACAUCAUGCUCGUUUUUUAGCCGGGAAACCCUAUUUUCGUCCCGCAUGUUUAGGACCAAACGAACGGGGCUCGUCCGGCGACUCUGGAGGAGCCGUGCGCCCGUCGAGGGCGACGGGGAGGCGGAUACACGAACGCAUGGAUCCGGGGGUUGCUGUAUGGGUAAAUCGACGAAGGUUGCUGGAAAAACUAGCACCGGAACGGAGGCUGAAUUGAAAGCCUUGAUCAACUCGAUACUGAAACAAAUAAAAGAGAAACAAUUAGAGGGGCUCUUGCAAGCGGUCGAGUCAAAGGGGGGUGCGCGGAGCCCCUGCCUGCUCCUACCCAGCAAAGUGGACACCAAACUGGAUCAGCAGUCUUAUUCCCUACCCUUGCUGCUCUACAAAGUGUUUCGGUGGCCGGACCUCAUGGAUUGCUCGGAAUUAAAAAGGCUAUCUUGCUGUGAAUCCUAUGGGGAAAUUAACCCAGAACUCGUUUGCUGCAAUCCGCACCACAUGAGUAGGCUUUGUGAACUCGAGUCCCCCCCUCCUCCUUAUUCCCGAUAUCCAAUGGACUUUCUUAAACCACCCGAUUCUCCAGACUCAGGGCCUUCAUCCACAGAGACUGGAGGAACUCCCUACUCUGCCCCUGUGGGGCUCUCAGAUUCCCAAGCUGUCCAGGAGUCGGGCGACAGAUCCCACUGGUGCAUGGUUGCGUACUGGGAAGAGAAGACCCGCGUGGGGCGCCUCUACUCGGUCCAGGAGCCUUCUCUGGACAUCUUCUAUGACCUACCUCAGGGGAACGGCUUCUGCCUGGGCCAGCUCAGCUCCGACAACAAGAGCCCGCUGGUUCAGAUGGUGCGGACCAAGAUCGGCUAUGGCAUCCAGCUGAGCCGCGAGCACGACGGGGUGUGGGUGUACAACCGCAGCUGCUACCCCAUCUUUAUCAAGUCGGCCACACUGGACAAUCCCGACUCGCGGACUUUACUGGUGCAUAAAGUGUUCCCCGGCUUCUCCAUUAAGGCCUUUGACUUUGAGAAGGCAGACAGCCUGCAGAGGCCUAAUGAUCAUGAGUUCACACAGCAGCCGAGGACUGGGUUUACUGUACAGAUCAGCUUUGUGAAGGGCUGGGGCCAGUGCUACACAAGACAGUUUAUUAGUAGCUGCCCAUGUUGGCUGGAGGUCAUAUUCAACAACCAAUAGCAGCAACGGAUGACCUUUGGAUGACCUUCCUUCCCCCUCUUCUUCCCCGUUCUCCUCAUCCGAGGACUAGAAGAGAACGGAGGACACAGACUAGUCCGCACCUUUCCUUUUUUCAGAAGAAAGAAAGAUGUUUCAAGAAGAGACAAAUAAAACCCAAUAAACUUGUUUAAUAUGACAAAUGACUCAAAGAUUUAAUUAAAGGUGAAAUGAAAAGCGAAAAUGUAUUUUAUGUUAUAUAUAAAUAUAUUAUUACUUGUAAAUAUGAAGACGUUUUAUAUGCAUCAUUAUUUAUGUAUUGUGCAAUGUGUUGAUGAGAAAAUAAAAUAAGAUGCACUUUGCUUAAUAUAAAUACAAACAAAGAAAUGCCAAAAUAAAUAAAAGACAAAUGA